CUCAGCUGGUACCCCCCCGGAACCGGAGGCAGCGUGCUGGGUGGCCCUGAUCGGUCUGUCAAAAAUGUUGCGAAUUACCAUCCGAGCAGAUGUGGGAUCUUUUUGGUUCUUGUUCUGCGUCGUCUAUACUCAGGUCCUGGCCGGCUCCUCGGAGGACAUCGUGGUGGCUUGCGGUGGAUUCGUAAAAUCUGACGUUGAAAUCAACUACUCCCUGAUCGAGAUUAAACUGUACACCAAACAAGGCUCCUUAAAGUACCAGACUGACUGCGCUCCGAUCAAUGGCUACUUCAUGAUCCCCCUCUACGACAAGGGAGACUUCGUUUUGAAGAUCGAGCCCCCCCUCGGCUGGAGCUUCGAGCCAACCAGUGUGGACCUGCAUGUGGAUGGAGUCAGCGACAUCUGCACCAAAGAAGAAGACAUCAAUUUUGUCUUUACGGGAUUCUCGGUCUCAGGAGCGGUUCUGAGUAAGGGCCACCCCCUGGGCCCCGCUGGAGUUGAAGUCAAACUGAGCCGAGCGGGAUCAGAGGAGAAACUCAAGAGCGUUUUCACACAGCCCGGAGGAAAGUACACCUUCUUCAAAGUGCUCCCUGGAAGUUAUGAUAUCACAGCCACCCAUCCCUCUUGGUCUCUGGAGAAGAGUAAGACCGCCGUGCUCGUCUCCAACGCCAACGCUCUGGCCACUGAGCAGCUGGUGGUCGGAGGCUACGACGUCUCUGGGGAGGUCCGCAGUGAUGGAGAGCCCAUGAAGGAGGUCACCUUCCUGCUGUACUCGGCCACGGUCAGGAAAGAGGACAUCGCUGGCUGCAACACGUCCCCCGUGGACGGCGCUGAUCACGAGGGCAGCUCCCUCGUCUACCUGUGCAGCACUCAGUCGAGGAACGACGGCACCUUUACUUUCCCGUCGCUGGCCAGCGGCGAGUACACCGUUGUGCCUUUCUACAGAGGAGAAAGGAUCACUUUCGAUGUCGCACCCUCUAGGAUGAACUUCAAGGUGGAGCACAACAGCUUGAAGCUCGAGCCCAUCUUCCGCGUGAUGGGCUUUUCUGUGACGGGCCGAGUCCUCAACAGUGCCGACGGGGAGGGCGUGCCCGACGCCGCCGUCUCGCUCAACAAUCAGAUCAAGGUUGUCAGCAAGGAGGACGGCUCCUUCCGGUUGGAGAACAUGACGGCCGGCGUCUACACCAUUCGCGUCAACAAGGAGCUCAUGUUCUUUGAGCCAAUCACGGUGAAGAUCGCCCCCAAUACGCCCCAACUCCCUGAUAUCAUCACAGCAGGGUUCAGCGUUUGUGGCCAGAUCUCCAUCAGUCGCCUGCCUGAGGGCAUGAAGCAGCAGGGCCGCUACAAGGUCACUCUGAGCCACCGGGGCCAGGACAAGGCCCUCAGCUGGACCACCGAUUCGGACCCUCAGGGGGCCUUCUGCUUUCAGGCCAAACCUGGGAACUACAGCGUCCAAGUGUCUCUCCCUGAAGCUGAGGUGAAAGCAGGUCUCGCUCUUCAGCCUCUGACCCUGGAGGUGUCGCUCGUAGACCGCCCCCUCACAGACCUCCUGUUCACCCAGUUCAUGGCCUCUGUCUCAGGAAAGGUUUACUGCCUAGCUUCCUGCGACGAUCUGUCUGUAACCCUCCAACCGGUGAGUCGGCAGGGGGAGAGGAGGACGGUGGCUCUGUCCGGCAGCAUCGACGUCCUCAGCUUCAACUUUGACGACGUUUUGCCUGGAAAAUACAAAGUGGGCAUUUCUCACGAAGAGUGGUGCUGGAAGCAUAAAUCCCUUGAAGUGGAGGUUCUGGACUCGGACGUCUUGGGCGUGGAGUUCAGACAGAUCGGCUACAUCCUGCGCUGCUCCCUCUCCCACGCCAUCACCUUGGAGUUCUUCCAAGACGGCAGCAAACCCGAGAACGUCGGCGUCUACAAUCUCUCCAAAGGGGUCAAUCGCUUCUGCCUUUCCAAACCCGGUGUUUACAAAGUCACCCCCCGCUCCUGCCAUCAGUUUGAGCAGGACUUCUACACCUACGAUACCUCGGCGCCCAGCAUCCUGACCCUCACCGCCGUGCGCCACCACAUGACCGGCCUCAUCACCACGGACAAGAUGCUGGACGUCACCGUCACCAUUAAAUCGUCCAUCGAGAGCGAGCCGGCGCUGGUGCUGGGCCCCCUGCGCAGCCUGGAGGAGCAGAGGCUGGAGCAGCAGCUGCAGGAGAUCCAGCUGCGGCAGCAGGAACGAGAGCGGCGAGCGGCCGAGGAGCAGGGGGGCAGCAGAGACGACAGCCCCCCCAUGCAGGAGAAGGCCGACGAACUGACGGGCCCGUUCCACUACGAGUUCUCCUACUGGGCCAGGGCCGGCGAGAAGAUCACCGUCACGCCCUCCUCCAAGGAACUGCUCUUCUACCCGCCCGAGGUGGAGGCGACUAUAACAGGAGAAUCGUGCCCGGGUCGGCUGGUGGACAUCGUUGGGCACGCAGGCCUCUUCUUAGAGGGCAGAGUGUCUCCGGAGCUCCAAGGUGUGGAAAUAUCCAUCACAGAGAGAGGAGCUUCUGCGCCGCUCAUUACUGUGGCCACUAAUGAGAUGGGAGCCUACAGCGUGGGCCCGCUCCACAGCGACCGGCUGUACGACAUCAGCGCCAGCAAGGAAGGGUUCGUCCUGACGCCGGUGGAGGGAACCCCGGGAGACUUCAAGGCGUUUGCUCUGGCCGGAGUCACCUUCAAGAUAACGACGGAUGACAGACAGCCGCUGUCCGGCGUGCUUCUGUCUCUGAGUGGAGGACAUUUCCGCUCCAACCUGCUGACUCAGGACACUGGUCUUCUCACCUUUAAUAACCUGAGCCCAGGUCAGUACUACUUCAAGCCGAUGAUGAAGGAGUUCCGCUUUGAGCCGGCGUCUCAGAUGAUCACAGUGGAGGAGGGUCAAAACCUGAGCAUCGACAUAACGGGCAUCAAGACUGCUUACAGCUGCUACGGAGCGGUGCAGUCCCUGAGCGGCGACGCGGAGAGAGACGUGGCCGUGGAGGCGGUGGGUCAGGGAGACUGCAGCCUCUACAGCGAGGACACCGUCACCGACGAGGAGGGUCGAUUCCGGCUCAGGGGUCUGCUGCCGGGCUGCAAAUACCGGAUCCAGCUUCGGGCUGAGGGCAAUGACCACAUAGAGAGGGCGUUGCCUCAACACAGAGCCAUAGAGGUCGGCAGCAGCGACAUCGACGGGGUCAUCAUCAUCGCCUUCAGACAGAUCAAUCAGUUCGACCUCAGCGGCAACAUCAUCACCUCCCCCGAGCAUCUCCCAACACUCUCGGUGAAACUUUACAAGAGCGACAAUCUGGACAAUCCGAUCAACACCGUCUCUCUGGGACAGUCCCUCUUCUUCCACUUCCCCCCUCUGGAUAGGGACGGCGAGAGCUACGUGCUCAUGCUGUACUCCACCCUGUCCCGCUCCCAGUACGAUUUCACUCUGCCUCAGGUCUCCUUCACCUCCGCUGGAUACCACAAGCACAUCACCCUCCCCUUCAACCCCGCUCGUAAAGUGCCCGACCAGGAUGUGGCACAGGGCUCCUACAUCGCUCUGCCUCUCACGUUGCUCCUGCUGUUGGCGGCGUACAACCACGAAAAGGUGAUCCCCCUCCUGCUGCAGCUGGUGAACCGCAUCCAGGGAGUGAGGAGCAUGUCCCAGACCAGCACCGACGGUGCUGCUUUAGACGAAGCCAAACGUCAGGCCAAGAGACAGAAAGUCAGGCGCACGUGAGGCGUGCCCCGCCCUCACGCCUUCAUCCACUAAACUGAACACUAGCGGCGGUGACCUCGGAGAGCACAGAGGGGCGCUACUUCGCCCGGCCUUUACGCCCACGUGUUCGUGUGCUAGUGAACUGUUUAGCUUACCAUGGCCUGUGUAAAAGAAGAAGAGAAAAAAAAAAAACCCUACUCAAUAUGCAUUACCACCACCUCGCUCCAAUCAGGUUGUCUGGACCGAAAGCUGAGGUUUUAUGUUGUCGUCAUUUUGUUU
Molecule: messenger RNA, 3988 nt
Organism: Fundulus heteroclitus (mummichog)
Lineage: Eukaryota; Metazoa; Chordata; Actinopteri; Cyprinodontiformes; Fundulidae
Gene: nomo
Product: nodal modulator
Exons: 31
Coding region: 65-3730 (1221 amino acids)
Cellular component (GO): endoplasmic reticulum membrane
Molecular function (GO): carbohydrate binding
Source: RefSeq, a predicted model, not a curated record